AGCUGUUGAGUGUGGCUGCUCCCCAAUGUCCCUGAAUAUGUAUACCUGUGCAAAGUUCAUCUCUGCUCCCGCCCUUGUGAGGAGCAGCUCCCAGCUGCUCUGCAGGCCCAUUUCUGCCUCUCUACUGAAACGGUUGGAAGGCAGGACGAGUGAGCCCUGCUGCAUCUCUGCUACGCAGAAUGAGCUCUUGCCAGUGUUGCGCCAGGAGUUCCAAACUAGCGCUGUCUCCAGGGACAUUGAUACUGCUGCCAAGUUUAUCGGUGCUGGUGCUGCCACCAUGGGUGUGGCUGGCUCUGGUGCUGGCAUUGGGACCGUAUUUGGCAGUCUCAUCAUUGGUUAUGCCAGAAACCCUUCCUUGAAGCAGCAGCUCUUCUCCUAUGCCAUCCUGGGUUUUGCACUCUCUGAGGCCAUGGGUCUGUUUUGCCUGAUGUUGGCUUUCCUCAUUCUCUUUGCCAUGUGAAG
Eublepharis macularius is the source of this 462-nucleotide messenger RNA. RefSeq names its product ATP synthase F(0) complex subunit C2, mitochondrial-like. Lineage: Eukaryota; Metazoa; Chordata; Lepidosauria; Squamata; Eublepharidae. The transcript has a single exon. Gene Ontology annotation, molecular function: proton transmembrane transporter activity. The record is from RefSeq and is a predicted model, not a curated record. Bases 26 to 460 code for a protein of 144 amino acids. Gene Ontology annotation, biological process: proton transmembrane transport; proton motive force-driven ATP synthesis.